AUGCCCGCGAGUCACAUUGUCGCUGGGCGGCGCUGUGCACGCAGCAGUGAGGAGGGAGAGAGGGAGGUGGGGUCCCAUGGGCCCCCGGGCGACGCAGUGCACGCUGGAGAGGGGCGGGGCCUGAGGGGUGUCGUGGGCCUCUGGGUGGCCCUGUGCACGCCGGGUGAUGGAGUUCCCCUGGUGGGACCUGCCUCUGUGCCCCUGCGCCCCUUCCCCGGCAGGUGUCCCGGGAGCGAACGCCGAGGACGAGGACAGCGCGGCCGAGCCGGGGCCCCUGCGCAGACGACCGGAGCCGGCGAGAAGCUGGGGAGCGCCGGGGAGAAUGACCCACAAGAUGAAAAUAAAAUUGGAAUUGACGGAAUUCAACAGUUUUGUGAUGACUUAAGCCUGGAUCCUGCCAGCGUCAGCGUUUUGGUCAUUGCGUGGAAAUUCAGGGCAGCGACGCAAUGUGAAUUUACCAAAAAGGAAUUUGUAGAUGGCAUGACAGAGCUCGGGUGUGACAGCACAGAGAAGCUGAGGGCCCUUCUGCCGAGGCUGGAGCAGGAACUGAAGGACACGGCGAAGUUUAAGGAUUUUUAUCAGUUUACCUUCACCUUUGCUAAGAACCCCGGGCAGAAGGGUUUAGAUUUAGAAAUGGCUGUUGCAUACUGGAAUUUAGUGUUAUCUGGAAGGUUUAAAUUUUUAGAUCUUUGGAACAGCUUUUUAUUGGAACAUCACAAAAGAUCAAUCCCAAGGGACACUUGGAACCUUCUGCUAGAUUUUGGAAAUAUGAUUGCAGAUGAUAUGUCUAACUAUGACGAAGAAGGAGCGUGGCCUGUUCUGAUAGAUGAUUUUGUAGAAUAUGCACGGCCAGUCGUGAUGGGCGGUAAGCGCCGCCCUUUCUAG
Puma concolor (puma) is the source of this 885-nucleotide messenger RNA. Lineage: Eukaryota; Metazoa; Chordata; Mammalia; Carnivora; Felidae. The record is from RefSeq and is a predicted model, not a curated record.